CUAAUUUGAACAACAUGGCAAUGAUUUUUUUUAUAAAUGAAAAAUGGCGUUUGUGUUGAACUGAAUGGUUUGUGAUAUAAACACACUUGUCACAUAUAAAUUUUUAAUACUUUCUGAAUUGAUUUGGAUUUUAUUCAAAGUAUCGUUAGGUGGCAACAACAAAGUUAAUUGUAUUGUAGCAUUAGAGUGUGAUAAUAUAAAGAGGACUAAUGAAUUUGUUGACCGAUGUCUGCCGUGGCUCCCACUAUCCCCGGGGCUGACCCAGCAAAGGACAUACAAAAGCGCCGUGCCGGCAGUAUUGGAUCAGAUGAAGACGACGCAAGUGGCGGAAAAUAUACAAGGAUGGAGGAGGAUAAUAUUCAAGAUAAGGAACGCUUUGCAAGCCGAGAAAAUCAUUGUGAAAUUGAACGUCGCAGAAGAAACAAGAUGACAGCGUAUAUUACGGAACUUUCUGAUAUGGUUCCUACGUGUUCAGCGCUUGCUCGCAAGCCAGAUAAACUGACUAUAUUGCGUAUGGCAGUAGCACAUAUGAAAGCUUUGAGAGGUACGGGUAACACCUCAACAGACGGCACAUACAAACCCUCAUUUUUAACAGAUCAAGAAUUAAAGCAUUUGAUUCUCGAGGCUGCUGAUGGAUUUUUAUUUGUUGUGAGUUGUGAUACUGGUCGUAUAAUUUAUGUCAGCGACAGUAUAGCACCAGUUUUAAAUUACUCACAGGGCGACUGGUAUUCUUCAUGUUUGUAUGAUCAAGUUCAUCCAGACGAUGUUGAAAAAGUUAGAGAACAAUUAAGCACUCAAGAACCGCAGAACACAGGCAGAAUACUAGAUUUAAAAACUGGCACUGUUAAAAAAGAAGGGCACCAAUCGUCCAUGCGUCAAGUGAUGGGCUCGCGUCGUGGGUUCAUAUGCCGCAUGCGCGUCGGUGGGUCGUCGGAGGGCGCGCACCUAGGCCGGCUGCGCGCUCGCAACUCGUUGGGACCGUCGCACGAUGGCCACAAUUACGCUGUUGUGCAUUGCACCGGAUACAUAAAAAAUUGGCCCCCUACAGAUCUGUUUCCAGGAAUGCAGAUGGAUCGUCCGGUGGAUGAUGAAUUACACGCGUCUCACUGUUGUCUUGUGGCCAUCGGCCGGUUACAGGUAACGUCGACGCCGAACACGACGGAGGGUAGCCUAUGUAGCAGCGGCGUGGAGUUCGUGUCGCGACACUCUGUAGACGGUCGCUUCACGUUCGCCGAUCAACGCGCUACCCAAGUGGUGGGAUACGCCCCCGCCGAUCUGCUGGGCAAGCUCUGCUACGAGUUCUACCACCCCGAAGAUCAGCAGCAUAUGAGGGAUAACUUUGAUCAAGUUCUUAAAUUAAAGGGGCAGAUCAUAUCUCUGAUGUACAGAUUUCGUGCGAAAAGCAGAGAAUUUAUAUGGUUAAGGACUUCCGCGUUUGCCUUUUUAAACCCUUACAACGAUGAUGUAGAAUAUAUUGUCUGUACAAAUACUUUGGCUAAUCGGUCAUUAGGAAGCACGACAGGUGAACCUCCCGCUGAAGAGGGCUAUGAUUAUCAUUUGCGUCACCGUGACGUUUAUCAAGCGGCUCAACCGCAAGCAAUACACCAACAACAUCACGCACCCCCAGGUAUCGCAUGUGUUGCGGCAGGCGGCGGGGGAGGAGGCGCGGGCGGCGGUGGCGGUGUGGGCGCGCGGUCCCCGGGCGAGGCGGGCGCAGUGGGCGCGCCUCCCUACGCACCGCACUACGCGCCCGACUACUCCCCGCACCGACCCACCACCACGCCGCCCCACACUACCUGGACCACACUGCGGACCGUGAGUAUAGCGAGCUACACUGCAUGUGCGAGUUCCCCGGGCGAGGCGGGCGCAGUUGGCGCGCCGCCCUACGCACCGCACUACGCGCCUGACUACUCCCCGCACCGGCCUACCACCACGCCGCCCCACACCACCUGGACUACGCUGCGGACCGUGAGUUUCGCGAGCUACACUGCAUGUGCGAGUUCCCCGGGCGAGGCGGGCGCUUCGCCCUACGCACCGCACUACGCGCCCGACUACUCCCCGCACCGGCCCACCACCACGCCGCCCCACACCACCUGGACCACGCUGCGCACCAGCGGAGGCGGAGGCAGUGGCGAGACUUACGCGUACAGCGGCGAGACGGGCGGCGGCGCCGGCGCGGCGGAGGGCAGCCCGGCGCGCUCCCCGCCUGCGCCCGCCUACCUGCCUCCCGCGCACUACCACCACAACCACCACCCGCACCCCGCACACCCCACGCACCCGCCGCACGGCAUGUGGUCAUGGCAGGGCAGCGCGGCGGGGGCGGGCGGCGCACCCGCGCCCGACGGCACGCACGCGCCGCACGAGCUCUCCGACAUGCUCCAAAUACUGGACCAAGGCGGCGCCACCACCUUCGAGGACCUCAACAUUAACAUGUUCAACUCGAACUUUGAAUAACCUACCCACAUUCUCUAGCGUCUUUCCUCGUUUCGGCCCUCUGAUGGCAGCAUAAAGGUAUAAGAAUAGAGUAGGGGAGAUAUAGACUCUACUACAAGUGGAAGUGUCCCUCUAAUAGAAAGAGAAAGAAGAUGAGAGACCGCAAGCUUUCUCUCUCUAAUCGCGCAUGCGCUUUGGCAACCAUAAGCAUCUUAAUAUUUCGAUGUGAUGCCAUUGGAUGCCAUGCGUCACAAGAGAGAGAGAUAGGUAGCGGUCUCUCAUCUUCUUUCUCUUUCUACUAGACGGACACUUAUAUAGCCGCCUUCCCCACUGUAUUGUUAUACCUCUAUAGAUGGUAGCGCCGGCGGGCAAAAACAACGCAAUAUUUAAAAAAAACGUCGAUUCGACCUACAAUAAAAAUUUAAAAAUGUUAGAUCUAUGUUGAAUUGGUGGAUGAUCGAAGGAAAACUUUAAGCUGAUGAGAGGCAGGGAAGCUGUGAAGAUCAAAAGCUGCCUCGUGGUUUGUCAAUGUACUUCAUUAAUAACCAAGUGAUUGUUACUGUUCCUUUAUUGCUUUUAGAUUGUGGGUUGAAUCGACGAAGAAAAAAGUCUAGUUUUAAAUAGAUCGUUGUUUCGGCCCGCGGGCCAACCAGCGCCGGGCCAUAACGACGAAAGACCCAUUCUGUAUAAAAAUAAUAAUUCCAUAAAUAUAAUAAAAAUAAAAAUGACUGCUACACUCUCUUUCGUUGACGACUAUGUGACGUGGAAGUUUCGUGUGCUGCGUGCGCUGGCGUUCGAUUAGAUUUAUUUGACAUUGCGUAUGUGUACUUUCUAUUAUUAUAGAUUGGGAUGUUUUUAGUAUGGACCUUUAAGGUAUGAACUGUGAAGAGUUUUUAUCAGCCCAACUACAGAUAUACUGGCAGCUCGGGUCGUGGUCCACCUAGUUAGACCAUGAUCUUUUUUUUCUUUUUCGUAGUCCACCCUCAAUGAUAGGCAGCCUGAAAUGAUAAUUUGUAAUUCGCAUUGUUCACCUAAGUAUAUAUUAAUUCUAGCUGCCCCAGCGAACUUCGUACCGCCAUAAAAAAAAAUAGGGGUUGUUGGUAGAAGAGUGAAAAUUUAGGGUUGUAUGUAUUCUUGUAUGAUGUAUCAUAAAAAAAUUAAAACAAAAAUAAUUGUCCAAUAAAAAAAUUGUUAAGGGUGGUUCCAUCCUUAACAUUUUUGGAUUUAGGGGGAUGAAAAAUAGAUUGUUGUCCGAUUCUCAGACCUACUGAAUAUGCAUAUAAAAUUAUACGAAAAUCGGUCGCAAUUACGCACACCGUGACACGAGAAUUUUAUAUAUUAGAUGUGUAUAAUUAGUAGUGCUAUUCUUUAAUUUAAACCAAGAAUAUAAUUAUUUUUCUUUUGUCAAGCAAGCUAAAUGAACGACUUAUUGGAAACUAAGAAUAUAGGUUUUUCUUGUGUUGCAUUAGAAAAAAUACGUUAAUUUCAAUAUAUUUUACCUAAUGUAUCCUCGACGGAAAUUUCGUUGUUCACUAAGUUUCAAUUUUUUCUGCAUUUUAUUUGUUAUUGAAAAGUUUAUUCAUUUCGAUUACAUAUAGCGAUCAUUUUAAAGUGAAUUUAUGGGCAAGCAAACGUACCUGUUGUCACCUAGGUAGUCUGAGAUGCAUUACAAGUAAAAUAAUGCCCGUCGUAUUUUAAUUUUAAAUGGCUAAAUGGAAAUACUAGGCGGACUACGACUCGAGCCCAUGUUCUCUCGAGCGUGUCGCGCUUGAGAGAUGUUUAGUUUUUAUUACCAGAUGGCGAAUUUAAAUAAGAAUACGAAAUAGAAAAAUCUCUAUCUUUUAAUUGUUUAAGUUCAAUACAUAUUCAGUAUUAGUUAAGCAAGCUUAUGAAUAUAGCAAAUGAAAUAUGUAUUCAAUUUAUUUUCGUUAUUUAGGGUCGAUUUUUUUUAUUUUGAUAAUGGUACUGGGAAGCUGCCAACUUAUUGACAUGUUUGUUACAAAUAAAAAAAUAAUUCUAAUACUAUCAAUUGUACAUAAAUAUGUUAUUUUAUAUUACAAUGAAGUAUUUAAAGCAAACCAAUUUAAGAUUAAACAUAUUGAUUGUAACUUUUUUAACAGUCUGUAUUGGCAUAAGUAAAUAUAAAAUUAAUAAAACCAUAAUGAACAAAAUACAAUCGAAACAAAAGAACAUGAAUCCUCAAUGUUUUCUAUUCAAAAAUCAAAAUAUGCAAGAAUAUUUUAUUUUUUGCGAAAUGUUAGUACCAAAUCGUUUUGAGUCUUUUAGGAUAUUUUUGUGCAUAAGUUCAAUUAGUUAAAAAGGUUUAUCACUUUCUAAUAUAAAGUCAUGUAUAAAAUCUGGGUCAGUUACAAAAAAAAACGAUAUUUUUUUAAUAUAAUUUUGUUUUGUGUAAAUUAAAAUUACUAAUUAACAACAAUUAUCGAUUUAUCAAUCGGGUUUAAGCCCCUAUAACAGGUUUACAAUUUAAUAGCGAUUGGUGGUCUGUACUAUUUUAAAAAGUACAGUUAGCCUAAACUUGGUGGCGAGUCACAAUAGAUGUUAUAGGUCGCUACAGUCAGUAUAAGUGGCUACAGUCCCAUUAGGACUGCAUAUCCCCAAAAAUCAAAAAUAGUAAUAAUAGCAUAAACCUAAGCUCAGCAUAUUAGAAAGUGACAGAUCUAUUAAUCUGACAUUUUUUGUUCUCAACAUCUAAUUUUAAUCAUUUUUAUUUCGUAGAUUAUAUUUUUACUUAGAUAUAUUUUAAUGUAAUACAUUUCCGAAUAGUUUUCCUUUUUUGUGUAUUAUGUUUUAUCAUAGAUAUUAUAUCAGAAUUUUGUAAAAUGAAUUUUUCAUUAAACCUAAAGUACCUAAAAUACACUAUUUGAUUUUUAACCACUUUACACGGCACCUCCACAACACUACUCGCGAAGUUCCAGAGGUUGAGCCACAGACAACUAGAUACUACGUACAUACUGCAGAAAUAAUUUCUCUGUACGUAGUAUGUAAGUAGUCUGUGGCAGAACUUCGGUUAAUUUCGCGAGUAGUUUAGUGGAGGUUUUAGAACCAAGACUCUAAGACUGUUCGACUUAUCCUUUCUGAAAAAGCAAUAGUAAGCAAAAUGUCCGGUCUUCUUACAAAUGUUGCACAUUUUGUCCUGCGCUGGGCAUUUAUAUGUAUGUAUCUGGCCACAUCUUGUACAAUUUCUUGUGCUUGACUUACUCCUAGUCCGUGUCGACUGGUUACAGUUGUUCUGUCUUUGAUUUGAUCUUGAGCGAUCUGGUAUUUUCGAUCUUGACCUUGACUUGUAUCUCUGUGGUUGCUCUUUAACUCCCUGCACCAUUUCGUUUUUUGUAUCCUGUCUCAUCAAUUUGCUAGAACGUUCCUGAGAUAGCUCGAGGCUUUUAGCAAUCUUCAUAGUGGAUUCAACGGUCAGGCCUUCCUCUUGUAGUAAUCUUUCUUUAAUAUAUGUAUUUUUCAUACCUAUGAUGAGCAUGUCCUUUAUCAACGAUUGUUUUAAAUUUCCAAAGUCACAUGUGGUUGCUAAAUUAUUAAUAAUUGUUAAAUAUUCAUCCAGGGAUUCGUCAGGUUUUUGCAUUCUAGUAA
Messenger RNA from Chilo suppressalis (striped riceborer), 6036 nucleotides. The record is from the annotation of a GenBank genome assembly. NCBI's taxonomy places the organism in Eukaryota, Metazoa, Arthropoda, Insecta, Lepidoptera, Crambidae.